GAAUUAUCUUUAAUAUUUUAAUCAAAUAAGCACGGUUAAAAUCUGUGUUGUUCUGCGAAUUUUUUUUGCGAAUUUGAAAAAUUUGAGUGUUUUGGUUGAAAAUAAGAAGUCGAAGUUCAAGCAAAUUAUGGAGAAAAACAUUCCUCCUUACUGUUCAACCAUUUUUUUUUUUAAUUAUUGUAUUUUAGUUAAAACAUAUGGGCGGAUAAAGAUGUUUUUAGUGGCUUUUGAGUCCCAUCCGAUACGAUUUUGAGGGAAAUUCAAAUUGACAUCUGGUAACACUAAUACGUAGAAUGAAAAUAUUAAAAACAUAAAAACGAAUAUUUUCAUACUUUCGAUUGCACAUAUCUUGGUUUCUAUAUUUUGUACUUUAGAUGUAUGUACCUUUUUUUUCUACCGAUCUUGUGAUAUGUUACGGCUUCUGAAAAUAAAACACAGCCAAGUUCGUAAUCCUAUUAGAAACAAGCAGGUGAUUUUGUCGAAACAAACAGCGCGUUUUUACUCGGCGGGAAAAAUGGUAAAAUAUUUAAGCCAAAGCGAAGCCAUCAACGUGGAUCAGGAGCUCUUUAACGAUUACAAGUUUAGCGUGGACCAGCUGAUGGAGCUAGCUGGACUGAGUUGCGCGCACGCCAUAAGCAAAUGCUUUCCGACGGAUAAGUACGGUCGUGUCCUAAUUUGCUGCGGACCUGGCAAUAACGGAGGUGAUGGUUUAGUUUGUGCCCGCCACCUUGCUCUCAUGGGCUACACCCCAACAAUAUACUACCCGAAGCCCACAGCCAAGCCGUUGUACGAGAACCUGAGCCACCAAUGUAAACUGAUGGAGAUCUGCAGGGUAGAGGACUGUCCAGCGAUUAAUGAGGCUGCCUCAAACUUUGACCUUAUAGUAGACGCUCUGUUUGGUUUCAGUUUUAAACCUCCAGUUAGGGCUGAAUUUGUGGCCAUAGUUGAGUUGAUGCAACAGACCACGUUGCCCAUAGCUAGUGUGGAUAUUCCCAGCGGAUGGGAUGUUGAGAAAGGCAAAGUAAACGACUCUGAUCUAGAACCGGACUUGCUAAUUUCGCUGACCGCUCCUAAGAUAUGUGCCCGGAAUUUUAAAGGUAGAUACCACUAUCUGGGUGGGAGGUUUGUGCCUCCGGCACUGCAACGCAAGUACGAUCUCAACUUGCCAACCUAUCCGGGCAACGAGCUGUGCUUAAAGCUGUGAUUAAUAUAAUACAUUGGAAAUAAAUAAUAUGUUACCAUUGUUAAUUUCCUUUAGAGGCCAUAAAUUUCGUUAUAUAUUGGCAA
This is a messenger RNA of Drosophila ananassae, 1287 nucleotides long. RefSeq names its product NAD(P)H-hydrate epimerase (gene Naxe). The record is from RefSeq and is a predicted model, not a curated record. The coding region runs from base 410 to 1204 and encodes 264 amino acids. Lineage: Eukaryota; Metazoa; Arthropoda; Insecta; Diptera; Drosophilidae. Gene Ontology annotation, cellular component: mitochondrion. The transcript has 2 exons. Gene Ontology annotation, molecular function: NAD(P)HX epimerase activity.